Molecule: messenger RNA, 3760 nt
Organism: Catharus ustulatus (Swainson's thrush)
Lineage: Eukaryota; Metazoa; Chordata; Aves; Passeriformes; Turdidae
Gene: EREG
Product: epiregulin
Exons: 7
Coding region: 2924-3406 (160 amino acids)
Biological process (GO): positive regulation of cell population proliferation; positive regulation of mitotic nuclear division; epidermal growth factor receptor signaling pathway
Source: RefSeq, a predicted model, not a curated record
AGGGGGACCUUGCCGUGCUAGAACAUGCAAGACUUGGCUCAGAAUUUAGUGGUUUAGCCCUUCUUUUCGAGGCUGUGGCAUUGCAUGUUCAUGGGCGUCUCUUGGAGGGAUGCUCUUCAAGAAGGAAAACUCAAGGAGGGCCUCCAAGUCGCCUUGUCUGUGGUGGUGAUUUUUGGAAACUCAGCAUCUCAGGUGCUGAGUUUUUGGGUCUGUCUUUGUAGUUCUGACACGGUAGCUUAAUCUGCCUUGUGUCUUACGAUGGAUGACUCCUGCAGUGCUGGCUGCGGCUGUCAGAGCAGUGCCCUUUCAAGCUGUCCAGGUUUGCUGCAGCAAAUCAAUGUUCUGAAACAGAGGCAGGACUCCCAAGGAGCUGAAAGAGAGGAAAUUCUCUUGCCCUUUCCCCUUGCCUUGUUAAUGCUUCUCAUGACUUCUUUGGUGGCAUGUUCACGAUGUCUCUUGUGCAAAUAGAUAUGAAAGUUCUCCCUCGGGCACUUCUCAGUCGUCUCCUGAAUUCCUUUCUCCAUCACUAACGACGUUUUCCAUCAAGAUUACAGCGGGAAAAAAAUGUUCUCUAUGGGCUAGGUGCUCCCUGUGCGUGAAAAGUGUGUGCAGGAGCCAAGAAACACCAGGAGUUUCUUCCUGAUUGUUCCCAAGAAGAAUGGAGAGUGACGCAGGGCAAGGGCACGACCUUACACCAAGACACACACACACUCCAAGGCCUGCACAGAAGUGUCCGUGACCUCAGCACGACAGUGAGGAAAUUGGGGUGGUCUGACCCACCUGGGUGUCCCCUUGCAUUCCACCCUGACCUUUUCCUUCUGGCCCACAGAGAUGCUUUGAGCCUCAUCCUUCCUGGGCUACCCAAAAGGGGUGUCUCCCUGCCAGGCACAGGUGCCCUCAUGUAAUUCCAGCUGCAGCCUGAAAGAACUUCAAAAGAUGAUUCCAAGUAAGGGUUAGUUUGACUGCUUUUUAAACCAUUAAGGAUUUGUGAAAUGUGCUGUGGAAUGCCUCCACUGAAGGCUUUUGAAGACAAUUAAUCAUAAAGUAGGGCUAUGUGUUUUUCCAAGUCAGCUCUGGCCUAACUCCAAGACCUGCUGCAGGCUGUGAUAGAACAUUUGCUGUCCUCAGUGCAUGCAGACUUAGGCUACUUGCACUGCCUUCAGUCCAUGGGUAUUUAGGCGUUUAUGGCUUUUGAGUGCUGUGGAAUUCUUAAAAAUUCCUAUUUGUUUGUGGUGGCUUCUUGAGUGAGAAGUACCAUGAUACAUAAGAAGAGCAAAAUGAGAGAUAGAAGCCAAUGUGUACAACACUCAGUGACAGCAAAUCAGAGAUGUAAGUGUGCUUUGAAUGCUACUUGAAGGUUAAAAACCCUAGGUGGAGGACGAAGCUCAAGGGCACUUGGCCCUACGUGUGUGUGUAUAGGCACAAUCUGGGUAAAGCCUGUUGAAGUCCUGGGCUGCCACAGAGUUCCUGUGGACUGUGCAUUGUCCAUAAUUUCAGUGAAUUGAAAUAUAAAUUGAAUACAAAUAGUUCUGUGUGUGCACAUUGAAAGGAAACACAACACAGAUGGGAGACAAAUUCCCUUUGUCUUCCAAACAUUGGAAUACAUUUAAGACUGUGCUCUGCUUCAUUAUUUGCACAUCCUUCCUUCAGCAUUUAAACUGUGUGCUGAAUUCCUGUUAUGUCAAAUGGUAUUUUCUGUGAUCAGUGUCCAGGUGACAUGCAAAAACAUGGUCAAAUAUUGACAGAGGAGCCCUGUAUGUGUCUGAUAAAAAAUCUCAGACUUUAAUGUGCAUUCCAUACCUUGUGCUGAUGAAGAGCUGAGGCUCUGCCCUAGAUAUCAGGUGCAUUGGUAAUGUUGAACAGCAAGUUUGUUUCUCAUAAAAAUAAUAUUUGUUGACCCAGAGCUUGGGUUCGUGCAGAUCAGUACAUGUGCAGAAAGCCCUGCAGAAAACGUUCCAUUAUCCUUCAGAGAACUCAGGGAAGUGCCCCUGCCGUGUCCCUCCUGCAGCCUGGAGAGGGUUUGGAAUGGGGGGCUCUGCCCUGGCGCAGGAGCAGGUCUGUAUGCAAAAGGUGCAGAUCAGGGCCUGCACGAUCUUAAUCUGCACCAGAGCUUCAGUCCAGUCCUUUCCACAUGCUAAUUCCCCCAGGGUCUAUGGUCCUGUGCAGAAUGUGAAAAUGAUAAUUGAUAGAAAUUAUGAUUAACAUAAAUCAGACAUAAUUGCAGUUCCGUAUGAUUUAAUGAGAGUCACUGCCAAAGAAGCCCAAGCAGAGGUUUCCACAUAUCACAAAGAGUGGGAUGGUACUAAAGCAGCUUGAUCUGCUUCAAGUGGCCUGUUAGUUCAGAGGCUUAAGCUUGACCAUGGCUUCUGUCUCUUUUGUAAAGUAAUAAGCUACCUGGGUGCCAGGCAGGAUUUAAAGGUUUAUUUAGCCCGUGCUAAGGGUGAGCAAGGAGCCAAGGGAAUAGCACGGAUUGUUGGGCUGAGCCCACCAUGCACAGAGUCUGACGUGUCCCAGGGGAAGCAGACCCCAGAGUGACCAUGGCAUGGGAAUAUGCCCUGAUGGUUUUCCACUCUUAAAUCUCUCUCUGUGGUCACAUUUCAAUUUCCCUUCUCCCGCAGUGUGGAUCAGGACUGCAGCAUCAGGAGCAGGAGCCUGGGAGGCAGCAGUGCUGCUCUGGCUCAGCAUCCACAGAGGAAGUGAUCCAUGAGAAGGGCAGGAGUGGAGCACAGGGACGAAGGUAGCAGUCCCUGCCUCUGCAUGUGUUUGGGUGCCCCAGCUCCCCGUGUGCCUGGCUGGCGUGCAGGUGACAGUCACUGCUGUGUUGCAGCCAAAACGUGGAGUCUGUGGACAGCUGAAGUCCCAGUGGUGGAGCAGGGCCUGGAGCACAGGCACCAGCUGUCCCAAUGGGAGUUACAGGAGAGGCAUGGCAGGUCGAGAUGGAGAGCCCAGAGCCCAGAGGGACUGCUGUGCAGAAAACCUGAGAGCAGCUGGUUACCUAUUGCAAGCAGCCCUGGGCACAACAGUGAUCCCAUUGUGUGGGCCUGGUGAAAUGGAGAACUGCACGACAGCGCUCAUCCAGACAGAGAACAGCCCACGUGUGGCACAAGUUGGGAUAACGAGAUGCAAGCCUGAAAUGAAGGACUACUGCUUCCAUGGGCAGUGUGUGUACAUCGUGGACUUGGAUGAGCACUACUGCAGGUGUGACGUGGGCUUCUCCGGAGUGCGGUGCGUGCACUCGGAGCUCGUCCGGCAGCCCCUCAGCAAGGAGUACGUGGCACUGACCGUCAUCGUGGUCCUGCUCUUCCUCGCUGCCCUCUCUCUCGCCGGCUACUACAUCUGCAGGAGGUACCGAAACAAGAGGAGACAAACAAAUGCCAGUGAAUACAAGGAAGUUGGUGCCCUAUAGGAGAAACUGUGGCUUCUGGCAGCAUUCUGUUUGUUUUGAUGCACUUCAUGGCUACCCAUCUAUUUAAAUAUUAUUUUUAUUAAUACUGUGUACAAUAUUUAUAACCUUGUAAAAAUUUCAAUUGUUUGAUGAUUCAAUAAGCAUAGGUCAAGCAGUUUAUUUUCAGUGUUUUAUUUUUUUAUUAAAUAUUUCCCAAAAGGGAAUGCCACCUAAGUGGUUCUUUGGGAGAGAGAUAUAUUUUUAUAAAAACUCGUCUUCUUGCUCUGGAGAGAAGAAUUUUGUAUUUAUUCUUGUGAAUAUACUCAAAACACUUGUAUUCCUUGAAAUAAAAAUUCUAGACAAGGUCAAAAUGCA